AUGCCCGAGUAUCCUCUAUGUCUUUUUAGUCCAUCCAUCUCAGAAAUACAGCAAGUGAAACGUGACGAAAUCGAACGUCGAAAAAGGUUAAGAAUUCUGCAGGUCCGAAUGCAAGCCAAAAGAAAUGCUACCAAAGUUAGAAUGUUAUACAAUGCUAAGAAACAGCAGUUAUCAGAUGUUGUUGCAAGAGAUCUCCAAAUUAAGCAUGUAAGAGAAGAUAUGAAACUUCUAGAAGCAAAGAAGGAUGAAUACUGUAAUGUUAUGAAUCAGUACGGAAUUGGCCAUAGAUCUGCGGAAAAUUGGAAUGAUCCUACCUUAGAAACCUAUUGGAAUCUGUCCGUAGCCCAGAGACGAGCUAAAGAUCGAUUUAAUAUAGCUGUGGACAAACUGCAUAAAGAAAAGCUAACUCAAAACCUUGCACAACAUGAAACGCAGGAAAGGAUUAAAGAAGUUAGAAAUACUGAGAAAAAACGAGCUGCUUUAAUUGCUUCUCUACCACCACCUAAGGGUAUUCUAUCUGAAGAAAUUCUAAAACCUUCCUUCGCUUGUGAACCCUUGGUUCUUGUGUAUGACAUUGAAGCUAGAAACACAAUACAUACACAGAAUGUGGAAUCCAAAGUAGUUAUUAAAAACAACAAAGUUGACGAAGAAAAAGAUAUUGGAUCUCAAAGUGCUGCGAUUUCAGCGUGCAAAGAAGAACAACGUAUACAAGCAGUUGAGCGUGAAAAUGCCAUUCAUGCCCGUGAAGAUCUUAUCAAAGCUGAUAUGCGUGGACGUCAAGCAAUGAGAAAAGAGCGUGUCCGUCAAUAUUAUCAAGCUUUACUGAAUCGUCUGGAUGAAGUCAAGCGUAAUGAGGCUUCACUUCGUAGAAGUCAAUUAUAUUCCGAAACCGUUAAAAGCUCUCAUGUUCCUGGUGGUGGUCCAUUUAAUGAUGCUGUUGUAAAUCGUCGGAUGGAAAAAGUCUUUGAGGCUGAAUUACUCUAUCAGUUGUCAAAUUUAAAUCGUGAAGAAUACAUCGAUGUUAUUGAAGAAAAUACUUUGGAAAACGAUAAUAAUAAUAAUAAUAAUAAUAAUAAUAAUAACGAUAUUAAUGGAUAUAACGAAGUGUUGGAUAUGGAAUGUAAACAAAAAGCUUAUCCGUAA
Molecule: messenger RNA, 1143 nt
Organism: Schistosoma mattheei
Lineage: Eukaryota; Metazoa; Platyhelminthes; Trematoda; Strigeidida; Schistosomatidae
Source: the annotation of a GenBank genome assembly